GUUUAUGGCCAUGCCUGCCCAGACAGAGCUCGGCGGCAGCACCCGCUCCUGCGUGCCACACCGGCCCCACGUCAUGCCCGAGAAACGUGGCACAGUUACUGCUGGGGACACGCCCGGGACGGAGCUGUCCCUGCAGAAGGAGCAGCUGCAGCUCAAGAUCAUCGAGACAGAGGACGAGGCCGAGAAGUGGCAGAAGGAGAAGGACCGCAUCAAGAGCUUCACCACCAACGAGAAGGCCAUCCUGGAGCAGAACUUCCGCGACCUGGUGCGCGACCUGGAGAAGCAGAAGGAGGAGGUGCGGGCGGCGCUGGAGCAGCGCGAGCAGGACGCCGUGGACCAGGUGAAGGUCAUCGUGGACGCGCUGGACGAGCGGGCCAAGCUGCUGCACGAGGACAAGCAGACGCGCGAGCAGCUGCACGGCAUCAGCGACUCCGUGCUGUUCCUGCAGGAAUUUGGAGCACUGAUGAGCAACUACUCUCCACCGCCCCUGCCCACCUACCACGUCCUGCUGGAGGGUGAGGGGCUGGGUCAGUCGCUGGGCAACUUCAAGGAUGACCUGCUCAACGUGUGCAUGCGGCACGUGGAGAAGAUGUGCAAGGCCGACCUCAGCCGCAGCUUCAUCGAGAGGAGCCACAUGGAGAACGGGAGUGACCACCGCUACAUGAACAGUUACAACAGCUACAGCAGUGAAUGGAGUGCCCCAGAGACCAUGAAGAGGUACUCGAUGUACCUGACACCCAAGGCCGGAGCCCGGACGUCCUACCAGCCCGGGUCGCCCAGCCGCCUCUCCAAGGAGACCAACCAGAAGAACUUCAACAACCUCUACGGCACCAAAGGGAACUAUACAUCGCGCGUGUGGGAAUUCUCCUCCACCAUCCAGAGCUCUGAGGACUCGCCCCCCGUCCAGGGGAACUCCUCCUUCUCCCUGAAAGGCUACCCCUCCCUCCUGCGGAGCCAGAGCCCCAAGGCCCAGCCCCAGACUUGGAAAUCUGGCAAGCACACCAUGCUGUCUCACUACCGGCCGUUCUACGUGAACAAAGGCAACGGCAUCGGCUCCAACGAGGCGCCUUGAGCAGCCGUGCCCGCACCCGGCCCCAGCCUGCCCCCCGCUCUCGCCUGCUCAGCUCCUGCUCUCGGGCCUGCUCUACGCUGGACA
This is a messenger RNA of Sorex fumeus (smoky shrew), 1156 nucleotides long. Its product is annotated as tripartite motif-containing protein 29-like. NCBI's taxonomy places the organism in Eukaryota, Metazoa, Chordata, Mammalia, Eulipotyphla, Soricidae. The record is from RefSeq and is a predicted model, not a curated record.